GGUGGGGUUCCUCUAUCUAUAAAGCAAAGAGAGAAAUUCAGAGUUUCAUUCAUCAAAAACCCAGAAAACCCGUAAUCUUCAAAAUCCUAUCUUCCAACUUAAACAAUCUGUUGUUCUAAAUUGGUGUUCGAAUCAGCAUUGAUAAAGAAAAUGGGCCUCUCAAGUCUGCCAUCGCCAUCCGAAGGAGUGCUAUGUGCACUUCUUGUUAACACUGUGCUCUCAGUCUCCAUAUUUAAAGGCAUUGUUAGGACAAUCCUUCACAUUGUUGGCAUCCACCUUUCAUCAUCCUCGGUUUCGCCAUCGUCCUCUUCGCCAAAUGCCACCUCCCAGAGCCAUCAACCAUCCGAGUCAUUCGAGUUCCUCCUUAGCCCCUCAGAAACAUUCAUCGAAGAGUUUAGGAGCCGGACGCCUACAAUCCGCUUCGACAGCAUGUUCUCCUGUGGAAAACCUGAACAUGACUGCUGUGUGUGCCUCUCUCAAUUUGAGCCGGAAUCUGAGAUAAACCGCUUGCCCUGCGGCCAUCUCUUCCACAAAGUGUGCUUGGAGAAGUGGUUGGAUUAUUGGAACAUCACAUGCCCACUUUGCAGGAACCCUUUGAUGCCUGAAGACAAUGAUCCAUGGCUCUUAGUAAGCAAUGAAUGAGUGAAAUCAUGCUUUUGCUAAAGGAAUGAGUGUGAAUGUUUCAUUAUCAUUGUACAGUUUUUAGUGUACAUAUCCUUUUUUUUUUUUUUUGAUGUUGAUGCAUCUUGAUACCCUUUGCCACUUUAUAUGAUCUUAGUUUGGAGUUUGGGGCGGGGUUUGUUUUCCCUUUAUCUAUGUUUUGUUUGUGCUCUUCAAGCACAGACUGAGGGAUACAUACUUUUUUGCUUGAAACUUGAAAGUUAUAUCUAUGUUUGCUC
Arachis ipaensis is the source of this 899-nucleotide messenger RNA. Lineage: Eukaryota; Viridiplantae; Streptophyta; Magnoliopsida; Fabales; Fabaceae. The record is from RefSeq and is a predicted model, not a curated record.